Culex quinquefasciatus (southern house mosquito) is the source of this 518-nucleotide messenger RNA. RefSeq lists its product as uncharacterized. NCBI's taxonomy places the organism in Eukaryota, Metazoa, Arthropoda, Insecta, Diptera, Culicidae. The record is from RefSeq and is a predicted model, not a curated record. The coding region runs from base 110 to 418 and encodes 102 amino acids. The transcript has 2 exons.
AUACCAACCUGGCGCUGACCAUCGAUUACCAGUCACCUUGAGCUUCUCCAGCAAGUUGCAUCGUGUGAAUCCUGAGAAAGUCCACCACAGCAAAACAAAAACAAACACAAUGUUCAAGUUGAUCGUCGCAGUUUUCGCCUUGGUGGCCAUCGCCAGUGCAUUUCCGUCGGACUUCCAGCAACCACGUGAAGCUAGCGUAGUUCCAGGAGUUCAGGUAGCACAGGAUCAGCCACAGGACCUGGUGGCGGCUGUUGAUGGUGACGAGCAGAACAAGGAGGGACUGGAGAAAUCGGAAACGUUCGGCUUUGGAUACUACCGCGGUUAUCCACGUUACUACGGAUAUGGUUACGGAUAUCCGCGAUACUACGGCUACGGAUACCCCCGGUACUACGGAGGAUACGGCGGAUACUACUGGUAGAUUGCGACUAGUGAGAGUAGGAGGUGAUAUUGAUAAGUGAGGGUACAAAAAUGCACAGGGAGUUGAUUUCCGAACUAUUUAAUAAAUUAUUCUAAUUAUA